GCCUUUGGAGGAGGAGAAAUGGAUGCCUUGCCACACUUGCAGACUCUUAGAAAGUUUCCAAGAGAGGAGCUUGUUGCAAAAGUUGUACUGGUCAGAUUUGACUCUACCCUUUUGCUUCGGGAACAAGGGGAGGAACACCGAUUUCAACCCAGUGCACUCUUCACCAUUAAGUAUUUGCACCAGUCUGGGGCUAAAGUAGUUCUUGUUAGUGAUUGGAGUGUUAAAACUAAUCCUAGACUGUUUGUCGCGCAGUCUGUUGCAGAGUUCUUGUCAUCUCUUCUUGAGUACAACGUUGUUCCAGUACAAUGCAUUUCUCAAAACGUGGUAUCAAAGAGGGAAGGCUUUGAGAAAGGAGAUAUUCUUCUUCUUGAGAAUCUUUCUGAGUUUAGAGGGGAAGUUGCCAAUUGUUCAAAAUUUUCUCAAGCAUUGUCAUCAGGAGUGGAUAUUUUUGUUAAUGAUUACUUUUCCCGGUCUCAUAAGAUUCUUGCAUCCACCUGCGGAGUCGCUCGCUUCUGCUAUGCCAACUUAGCUGGUUUUCACUUUGAGGAGAGCCUAUCUCAACUUAGAAGGACUACAGAAAGCAACACAAAACCACAUGUAGCAAUUAUUGGAGGGGGUAAUCUCUUUGAUAAAGCAGCUGCUUUGCAUUCCUUAGCUUCCCGAUGUGAUGG
This is a messenger RNA of Prunus avium (sweet cherry), 671 nucleotides long. The record is from RefSeq and is a predicted model, not a curated record. Lineage: Eukaryota; Viridiplantae; Streptophyta; Magnoliopsida; Rosales; Rosaceae.